Messenger RNA from Trichechus manatus latirostris (Florida manatee), 4495 nucleotides. RefSeq names its product deltex E3 ubiquitin ligase 3L (gene DTX3L). Gene Ontology annotation, cellular component: nucleoplasm. The record is from RefSeq and is a predicted model, not a curated record. Bases 1 to 2238 code for a protein of 745 amino acids. Gene Ontology annotation, molecular function: ubiquitin protein ligase activity. Gene Ontology annotation, biological process: Notch signaling pathway; protein ubiquitination. NCBI's taxonomy places the organism in Eukaryota, Metazoa, Chordata, Mammalia, Sirenia, Trichechidae. The transcript is spliced from 5 exons.
AUGGCCUCGGAGGCUUGCCCACCGUCCCCGCUCCUCGUGCGGGUGUCUGAGUCCGGGCCCAGGCUGCGCAGGAAGCUGGAGAGCUACUUCCAGAGCCGACGCUCGGGCGGGGGGGAGUGCACCGUGCGGGCCGUGGGCGACAGUGCCCCGGACACCUUCCGGGUGGAGUUCAGAGAAAGGGCAGCUAAGGAGAGUGUGUUGAAAAAAGGAAAGCACCAAAUUUUGGUUGAAGACAAUCCUGUGAGCAUUUUCUUGGAACCCACUGAAAAUCCAAUAGAGAAGAACAUGAGUCAGAGAAAUUCCCUGGUGACAUCGUCAGGAGCAGGCGCGCUGUCUGGUGGGAAGCAUCCCGAUGAAGGACAAACUCCUAACACCACGGAUUCCUGUGUGUCAAAGAUCUUUCUUGCUGCAACAGCUGAGCUGAACUGUAACCUGUUCUCCAAAGAGCUGAGGAAACAGAUAACCACUCUCUACCCCAAUGUCAAAACAAUGGAGGGUCUCAAUGGAAUGGAGACGGUGUGUGGUGACUUCAGAGAUAUUGAAAAAAUACAUCAGUUCUUGAGUGAGCAACUGCUGGAAAGCGAGCAGAUGUAUGAAUCUUCCCCUUUAACACCAGAGAAGGAGCCCCUCAGUCAGCAGGACCAGAACAGCUGCUCUUCUCCUGAGCAGCAGAGCAGGAAAGAAGAAAACAGCCACUGUUUUGAAGUUCCCUUGCCUUUCUUUGAAUACUUCAAAUAUACUUGUCCUGAUAAAAUGGAAUUCAUAGAGAAAAGAUUUGGUGUAAACAUCAAAAUUCAGGCGAGUUCUUUGAAUAUGGUCUAUUUAGACUUUACCUCAAGUCAUUUUGGCGACCUAGAAGCGGCUCGUGAGGCUUUUGUCCGUGAAUUUCAGAAGAGCACAGACUCUCUGAAGCAGGAGAGUGUCCUUUUAGCAGACUGUAAGCAGGCCAGUGAACUCAAACGGGCAUUAAACAAGCAGUUUAAAAAGCUCCUUAUAAAGGAGAGAGGAGGGGAAUUGACUGUCCUUGGGCCCCAAGACGAUGUUUCAGCCGCCAAACGUUUUCUUGCCCCCCAAAUCUCUGAAAGUCCUGUGAAGACACGUGUGGAAAUAUCGGCUCCCAAUGGCCUGAGGACUGGAAUUGAGGUUGACACUGCUCACUAUAAGCUGCUGGAAGCUGCAUUACAGCAGGAGAUACCAGCGAUAGAGACAAAGUACAACACUAACGUCAGGGCUUCUGGGAAAACUAAUGAUGCUCAGAAAACCUGCAUCCUGUUUGAACCCAAGGACAAGGAGGUUGAUCUGUCUGCACAUGCGUGUGUACAUUUCAUCGAUGCCUAUCAAUAUGUCUCAUGUCAGCUGAUGAGAGAAGUUCUUUCGCUGAAACUUUCGGGCAAGGACAGACAGCACUUACAUGGGGCUAAGUUCCAUGAUGACUUUAGAGAAAAGCAUCCAGAUACACACAUGGUGUUGACUCAAGAGUCAGUGCAUCUGACUGGUUUGCCAAGUCACCUUGCAAAGGCAAAGCAGUAUGUCUUAGGGAGGGAGGGAAUGCCUCUGUCAGCUGGACAGAGAUGGAAUGAGGACCAUGGGACACUCAUGGACAUUGAUAGUAAUGAUUCAGAAACAGCCUCACCUCCAGUCAAGGGCUCUACCAGUUCUGGGGCCUCAGAAGUGGACAAGAAGGAAGAGGACACAUGUGCCAUCUGUAUGGACACCAUUACUAACAAACACGUGCUACCAAAUUGCAAGCAUGAAUUCUGCACCCCUUGUAUCAAAAAAGCCAUGUCAUAUAAGCCAGUCUGUCCUGUGUGCCAGACCCACUACGGUGUUCUGAAAGGGAACCAGCCAGAUGGAACCAUGGAUGUCACUUGUUCACCAUUAAGACUUCCAGGUUAUGAAUCCUGUGGCACCAUUGUGAUUACUUACAAUAUGAGGGGAGGCUUACAAACAAAAGAUCACCCAAACCCAGGAAGGAGAUAUCCUGGAACUCAGCGAAUUGCAUACUUGCCUGAUAAUGUGGAAGGAAACGAGGUUUUGAGACUGCUUUGUAGGGCCUUUGAGCAAAAGCUGAUCUUCACAGUGGGGGAGUCUCGAACAUUUGGAGCCUCAGAUGUCAUUACAUGGAAUGAUAUCCACCACAAAACGUCCACAUCGGGGGGACCAAAAAUGUAUGGCUACCCUGAUCCUCAUUACCUGCGACGUGUCAAAGAGGAGCUGAAAGCUAAAGGAAUAGAAUAGGAAGAUUGCUGGAAGGAAGUCUUGACCCACCUUUCAAAAGAUAUUUGAGGAGGCAGAGUAAAUACCGAUGUAAAACAUUAAGUUACAAACACUGUUUUAAAAAUUUGAUCUCAAGAAGUGGUUUGUGUAAGAGUAAGAAACUGCUAGUCUGUCAUUUAUGGAGUGUUACUUCUUAUGGGGGAUCCCUGGCGGCACAGUGGUUAAGAGCUCGGCUGCUAACCAGAAGGUCGGUGUACCAGCCCCUUCUUGGAAACUUUGUGGGGCAGUUCUACUCUGUCCUAUAGGGUUGCUGUAAGUCGGAAUCCACUCGAUGGCAACGAGUUUACUUCCUAUGGAAAACAAAAGCCCCAAAGAUCUGUGUAAUUUUGCUGCAGAGAUGCCGUGCCUCAUUCUUAUGUCGGCCCUGAAGUGGGAGGAAGGUUGCUGUGGGUGUGAAGUCAUCGUCUGUACUCCUCGGUUAGACCUCUAGGUGUCAGUUGAUGGUCCUCUUUUCAUUGCCGUCUGUGGGGCGGUCCUUUAUGUUUUCCUUUCUCUUGAAUCUCUUCCUGUGAAAGUGAAAUCCUACUGUGAAAGGAUUGAAAACAAGGCUUGGGUUGUGGACAGUUAGAGACCCACAUCCCCUCCCUCCCCAUGGCAAGAGAAGUGGCCAGGAGCCGAGACUGGACAAGCUUUGUCAUAAAUGGAACAAGGCUACUAUUUUUAAUGACACAGAGCCUGGUAUACAGUUGAUGAUUAAUAAAUUUUUCUUGCAGACUCAGUUUGCUAGCAGCCCUGCAGAGGGAUAUAUGCUUCCCAAACCUUCAGCAGAGUCAGGCAGGAGUGAGAAAGCCAUUUCUGGAGUCCCCACCACUGAUUUGGAAAACUGAGUUUCUUACUCAGGAUCACUUGGUGUCUCAGCUUUGACCGAGACCCUAGCAGAUUCUUGCUCCCUGCCAAUCCCAGGUACUUGCCAUUCGGGGUGCACGUGCCCUGCCAUAGUGAUGCUACUCAUUUCUCAGCAUUUUUCCUUCUGUAUAUUAUUGCAUGUUUGUGUAUACCCCGCCUCUAGUUUUAACAGAUAAAUAACUUACUUUCGUUCCCAUAGCCUUCAUCUGCACAGUAACUGUAGCCCCCCAUUGUAGUUUUUCACCCCUUUACUAAGCCCCACCAAGUUACAUUUUUUCCAUUAAAUUCUUCCUUCCUGAUACUAUUUGUGGACAGAGAAAAGGCAGUGAGUUGAGCUUACUGUAAAAAAUAUGUGAAGUCAGAUUUUACUUUUAGAUGGUUCUCCAUUCCAGAAGAGAGUUAUCCUAGCAGAUUAUCUGGUUUUCCAUGUCUGUCUCCCUCCAAAACUGGUGAACUAAGAUAUCUUGUUCCUUUCCUAAAGGUACGCAUACCCACACGUAUGUUUUCAUCUUCAAGAUGAGCUAUGAAUAGCUAAUCUUUAGUGAACACUUGUUCUGUCCCCUUUAUAACAGCUUUCCAUCUGUGUGAUUUACGCAAAGGUAUUCCCAUGUGAUAAAUGAGAAGGUAGGCGCAGAGAGGGUAAGUAACUCGCAGAAGUCACAGAGGUAAUCAAUGGAAGUGCUGGGAUGUGAACCAGGUAGUCUGGCUCCAGGUCUUCUGCACCCCACAGCUAUACUGCCUCCCACAGGGGUACUUCUCUGAGGAGCAGCUUACAGGCUUCCCAUUAUUCUGGGCUCCUCUCAGAAAUGGAUUCCUGCACAGUGCUCAAAGCUGAUUUCCUCCAAGGAAGCCCUAUUUGAAAAACUGAAAACUUAGAAUCUUUUCCUUUGUCCAGAGAGUUGAGGAAGCUUAAAGUGAAUGAUAUGUCAUUAUUUUUCUUGCCUUUUUUUUUUUUUAAUCAGAUUAUACAUUUAGUUUUUGGUGAUUCAUUGAAGUCUUUCAACUUAUGAUUAAUAGGUUAUUUAGCACCCACAGAUCUUUUAGCUAAAUUUACUCCAAAAGUGCGAACAUUUGAGUCCUGCUAAGUUUUGAAUCUCUGAUUGCAAUGUGUGUGUAUAUGCAGGUGUUCAUGGCAUGAGUGGUUGUGAGCAUUUGGAUCACUGCUUUUGCUCUUUGGAAGGCGGUAUUAUCUGCAUCAGCUUUAAAUAAAGUGAAAUCCAUAUUAGUAACAGACUGUCUGUGUUCUUUCCUCACUCCUUUUCCCCCUUGGGUUGAGAUUCUGGGUGUUUUCAACAACAGGUAAAGUAUACCACGUGUGCGGACAUCUUUGGCUGAAUUUGUACACACGGUGUAGCUGUUUGCUGAGUAGUAU